Messenger RNA from Meleagris gallopavo (turkey), 3426 nucleotides. It is a transcript of the gene LCP1, whose product is annotated as lymphocyte cytosolic protein 1. Gene Ontology annotation, molecular function: calcium ion binding; actin filament binding. Gene Ontology annotation, cellular component: actin filament bundle; cytoplasm; actin filament. NCBI's taxonomy places the organism in Eukaryota, Metazoa, Chordata, Aves, Galliformes, Phasianidae. The record is from RefSeq and is a predicted model, not a curated record. Gene Ontology annotation, biological process: actin filament bundle assembly; actin filament network formation.
GUUCAGUCUUGGGCUUGCAGCCUUGGGCUCAAGUUGCUCUGCAGAUUUUCUAGGUGCACAGCAACCGGUUUCAGCAUCUACUUUGCAGUUUACCAUCCCACAAUAAGUUUUAUUUUUUUUAAGGACUUCUUCACUUUCUAUUGGACUUACAGCUGACGAGCACUUGCUCCACUAAUUGGGACCCACAGCGUGAGCCUGGGAGACCUGCACUUUGAAGAGACGAAGCAUGGCGUCAACAGCACACUUCUCGGAGGAGGAGAUGGCGGAGCUCCGCGAGGCCUUUAGCAAAGUGGAUGUCUGUGGGAAUGGCUUCAUCGACGCCAAUGAUUUAACAGAUGUGUUGAAGGCUGCCAACCUCCCUCUCCCAGGUUAUAAGGCCAGAGAGCUCGUUCAGAAUUUGACAACCACAGAGAAUGGCAGGAUCAGUUUUGAUGAAUUCAUUUCAAUUUUCCAAAAUCUGAAGAGUGACGACGUUGCUAAAUCAUUCCGAAAACAAAUCAACAAAAAGGAGGGGAUCUGUGCUAUCGGUGGGACGUCGGAGCAGUCCAGUGCUGGCACACAGCACUCUUACUCAGAGGAAGAAAAGUAUGCCUUUGUCAACUGGAUUAACAAAGCCCUUGAGAAGGACCCUGACUGUAAACACGUGGUCCCAAUGAACCCAGAAACGGAUGAUCUCUUCCAGGCAGUUGGUGAUGGCAUAGUACUUUGUAAGAUGAUCAACUUUUCAGUCCCGGAUACCAUUGAUGAGAGAACAAUCAACAAGAAGAAACUCACACCCUUCACCAUACAGGAAAAUCUGAACCUGGCCCUGAACUCUGCUUCAGCCAUUGGGUGCCAUGUUGUUAACAUUGGAGCUGAAGACUUAAAAGAAGGCAAACCUUAUCUGGUUUUGGGUCUUUUAUGGCAAGUCAUAAAAAUUGGUCUCUUUGCUGACAUUGAAAUCAGCAGGAAUGAAGCCUUGAUUGCUCUUCUGAGAGAAGGAGAGAGCCUAGAAGAUCUAAUGAGGUUGUCUCCAGAGGAGCUGCUGCUGAGGUGGGCAAACUAUCACCUGGAGAAUGCGGGAUGCAACAAGGUCAACAACUUCAGCUCAGAUAUUAAGGACUCAAGAGCUUAUUACCAUUUGCUGAACCAAGUUGCCCCCAAGGGAGAUGAAGAAGGCAUUCCAGCUAUUACUAUUGACAUGUCAGGAUUAAGGGAGAAGGAUGACGUGCAGCGUGCGGAGUGCAUGCUGCAGCAGGCAGAGCGGCUGGGGUGCCGGCAGUUCGUCACAGCCACUGAUGUUGUCCGGGGGAACCCAAAGCUGAACUUGGCAUUCAUUGCCAACUUGUUCAACAAAUACCCUGCCCUGCAUAAGCCAGAGAACCAGGACAUCGACUGGAGUUCUAUUGAAGGUGAGACAAGGGAAGAGAGGACGUUCAGGAACUGGAUGAACUCCCUGGGCGUUACUCCACGUGUAAAUCACUUGUAUAGUGAUCUGUCAGAUGCCUUGGUUAUCUUCCAGCUCUAUGAGAAGAUCAAAGUGCCAGUAGACUGGAACAGAGUGAACAAACCACCGUAUCCUAAACUGGGUGGCAACAUGAAAAAGCUUGAAAACUGCAACUACGCAGUGGAACUGGGAAAAAACCAAGCCAAAUUCUCUCUUGUUGGCAUCGCUGGACAAGAUUUGAAUGAAGGAAACCGUACACUCACACUGGCCUUAAUCUGGCAGUUGAUGAGGAGGUACACUUUGAGUAUCCUGGAAGAUAUUGGUGGUGGAGAGAAGGUGAACGAUGAAAUCAUUGUCAACUGGGUCAAUGAAACACUGACUGCAGCCGGCAAGGAUUCAACCAUCUCCAGUUUCAAGGAUGGAAAAAUCAGCACCAGCAUGCCAGUCCUUGAUCUCAUUGAUGCCAUUCAACCAGGAUCAAUCAAAUAUGACCUCCUGAAAACAGAGGAUCUUAAUGAUGAGGAGAAGCUAAAUAAUGCUAAAUAUGCCAUCUCCAUGGCAAGAAAAAUUGGAGCAAGAGUCUAUGCCCUUCCAGAAGACUUGGUUGAAGUAAAACCCAAAAUGGUUAUGACGGUGUUUGCUUGCCUUAUGGGGAAAGGAAUGAAGAAAGUUUAAAGCACAAAAGACUGGCACUGAUGCCUGGUAUUCACCCUUUUGAUUCCCUCAAACUGGAUGCUCUUCUCUGUAUCAAGGAAACAUGCAGGGUCUCAUGCUCGUAAGGCAUGAAUAUUAUACAUGGUGCCAGAUCAUAUGAAAGUCGUGUAUCCAGAAAAUGUUUUAUUUCAAACAGAAAUAUAUGCUUGAUUUCUUUGCCUUACUUUCCACUUUGCUAGAUAUAACCAUUUCAUAUUCCUGAAUAAGUUUUCCAGAAGGCCUAUACAUAACCUCCAAGUAAUGGAUACCAAGAUUAUCUGGCAGAGGUCACCUGGAGAUCUUUGUCUGUGGACAUGCAGAUGGCUUUUAGGAUGAUGAAAUGUUGUAUGCUGCUUUUGCCUGAAAAUGUCUUCAUGCUUCUGGCAGUGCUUCUGCCAUACUUCCUUCAGUUUGCACCAGGGGUUGCAAAAUGGGUUUCCUCAACCAACGCAAAUGUUAGUGACUAUAUUUUUGGAAUGGUAGAAUCCUCUUAAGAAAUGCUGAUGGAAAGAGAAAAGUGCAUGGGUCUGCUGUCUGCUGCUGGUAUGUGAUCUGUGCAGUAUCUUUCCCUGCAAGCUCUGCCUCUGCCAUCACUGGCACUACUCACAAACUACAUUACUGCUCACAGCACCAUACUGUACCCCGGUCCUCCAAGAGCAGCUCAGCUCUGGAACCUCUGCAGGGAAUGCUCCCCAAAGGGUAAUUCAUUUUCAUGCCAUAAUACACUUAAAACUUAAGCAGAUUGACAAGCAUGAUAGAAAUGAAAAGCGUGUUAAGCAAACUAAGGGGGUAUGCUUAGUUAGUAGCAAUAACAAACCAGAGGUAAGAAGUUAACCAAAGGGACAUGGAAUGAUAUAUUUAUGUACUGAAUAAAAAUUAAACAGUGAACUGUACAGACUUGCACUCAAAGGGCUGUGGCCCUGAUUCAGAAGAGCAUUUAAAUGUGUGCUUACAAACAAAACACACAUUUCAAUGCUUCCCUGAACCCAGGCCAGGAUCCUCAGCUGAGCAGCUCCCAGGGCUCUUGCAGAUUGCCCCAGCUGAGGACCUCACCCUGUCCAUGGAUGGCCAGCGGGUGUUUGCACUGAAUCUCUUCCUUGGCGUGAGUCAUUUUCUGUCCUGGCCUUCACGUGGAUUUUGCUGUGGUGAAAUGCAGAAGGAGGGAAUUUUGCCUUAAUGCGAUCCUGUUGAUACAGUCUCGUUUUCCUCCUCCCCGUCCCCUCAGCCCCUUCAGAAUUGCCUUAAUAAAGAGCCGAUAUCCAAUGAUAUGAGAAGUCUCUCCAAAUAAAGUGUUCUACAAAGCCAAA